UUUUUUUGUAUGAAAGAAGACUAGAAUUAAAGACUGGUGGAAGAUGAUGAUGUCUCAUUGUUCAUAGGUCACGAUGGAAGCCUGCUGUACUUCAACAUAACCUGUGUUAUCACAGUAUCAUACUACCGGUUGCUUUUAGGAGGGGCAAUCGUUGAAACCUAUUUAUAGUUGAUACUUGGUAGUUCCCAAUUGGCAGUUGGUAUUUGUCACUUGGUACGUGGUACUUGGUAGUAAACUUGAGGGGAAAACUUUAGCAAGAAAUGAUGAGAAGAUACAAUAUUUACAACUGAAUUCGACGGUCGGGACACGAUGACUUCAGAGUUCAAAGAUGUUUUGGCUGUUGCUGCCUCUUUCUGUCAAAUAAUUCAGUUGCUUUCUGGGGUAUGUGCGCUAUGGACUAAUUAUGGCAUGAUGAUUGAGGAGAUGGCGAUAACUUUAGUAAACAUACUCGGUACCGCUCUCUUUUUUGGUUAUGUGGUAACUGUCUACUCGUACACAACAAAGAAGAAUAACAUACUGAAGCAAAUGUUAUUUUCAAUAUUAUUCAUAGCUACGGCUUAUGCAUAUAAAAAGUCUAUAGAAGACAAGGAAAUUCUCAAACUGCGAUUUGGGAUGAUUUGUUGUGCGGUGACACUUUCCUUUUUCGCAGCACCACUGGCCAACUUGGCUCAAGUGAUAAAAACAAAAUCAAGUGAAACACUUCCAUUUCCUGUCAUCUUAAUGACAAUGAUUGUCACCUUAUUAUGGACCUCUUAUGGAUAUUUAAUAAACGAUACCUUUAUUGUUUAUCCAAACGCCUUAGGUCUACUUCUUUCAUGCUUUCAGCUCUUUUUGUUUGUCAUUUAUCCAUCAAGAUGAUGGUACACCAAACCUAAUAUUACAGUUAUUAUACCUGAGCACAAAUUGAACAUAUCAGCAUGGACUUAAAUUUGAAGUGUAUCUUUUUGUGACAAAAUGUGAAUAUAUAUAUUUUCUUUUUUAAUGAGUUAACUGUGAAUGAUGUAUAUUGAAGUUUAUUGUAUAUGACAAAGCUCCAGUGUCUCUGACUCAAGAAGUCAUGUCCCUUACCAAAGAAAACUAUGGCAAUGAGCCAGCAUAAACGUGUUGUAAGUUAAAAGCUACAAAUGUGUUAACGUCAUCAUUAAAGUAUUCAAUUGUUGUAUUAUAAUUGUUGAUUGUAUAUUCAAGGAUAUGUGAUUUUCUUAAAAAUUGUAUCUUGAAUAAAAUAGUUUGUGGAGUGUGUUCCUUAACUAAGCCAA
Cimex lectularius (bed bug) is the source of this 1259-nucleotide messenger RNA. It is a transcript of the gene slv, whose product is annotated as sugar transporter SWEET1. Gene Ontology annotation, molecular function: sugar transmembrane transporter activity. Lineage: Eukaryota; Metazoa; Arthropoda; Insecta; Hemiptera; Cimicidae. Gene Ontology annotation, cellular component: membrane. The record is from RefSeq and is a predicted model, not a curated record. The coding region runs from base 310 to 858 and encodes 182 amino acids. The transcript is spliced from 5 exons. Gene Ontology annotation, biological process: carbohydrate transport.